Ipomoea triloba (trilobed morning glory) is the source of this 1947-nucleotide messenger RNA. RefSeq names its product protein WHAT'S THIS FACTOR 1 homolog, chloroplastic. The transcript has a single exon. The record is from RefSeq and is a predicted model, not a curated record. Bases 459 to 1721 code for a protein of 420 amino acids. Gene Ontology annotation, molecular function: RNA binding. NCBI's taxonomy places the organism in Eukaryota, Viridiplantae, Streptophyta, Magnoliopsida, Solanales, Convolvulaceae.
UCAUUUAGAUGAACUUUAUUAAGAUCUAAUCCUUUUGGAUCUGAUAAAUAUACAAAUUCAAUUUAGUUACUAUUGAUGCGUAAAAAUAUCGAAUGGGGUUUCCAAAAUUUUUACCCUCGAAAUGAUUUCGGUUACCUUAUUGUCUACGAACAUUAAUGAGCCGAGGACACUGCAAGUUACAACGUCACCCUUCUGGAAUCUAGUCCUUCGGUUUCCUGAUUACAGGUUCUUUACUUCUUUAUUCUAUCUCAGAAGCCUUCAUCUCUACCUUUCGUGGUUUCAAUUUCCGUCUGCAUAGCGUUAGGAGUGUAUAUUGUAGGGAUGCACACCAUAUGUUCACCAAAUUGACUCAAAGAGCUUGAGAAUGAGCUUCACAUGAUACUUUGUACCCUCGAAAAGAAAAGCUAAACUGUACAAUCUGCACAUUGGGAGAAGAUUUUCUGAAGUGUUGUAUUAAAAUGGGGACUGGUUGGUAUCUGAAGAGCUUCAAAGAUGGAAGCUUUAGCAUUUAUGCUAAACUGUACAAUCUGCACAUUGGGAGAAGAUUUUCUCUAUGGUCAAUGAAGAAAGACCCAGAGCUUGAAUCUGCAUUAUCUCGAAACCGUCGAUGGAUAGUGAAUAACCAGAUAAAGAACAUAAUUCUGAGAUGUCCUAACCAGGUUGCUUCAGUUAAGUUCCUGCAGAAGAAGUUCAAGACUCUGGAUCUUCAGGGAAAUGCCAUGAAUUGGCUCAAGAAGUAUCCCUGUUGCUUUGAAGUGUUUCUGGAGAACAACGAAUACUAUUGCCAGAUGACGAAGAGAAUGAUGUUUUUGGUUGAUGAGGAAGAAUCUGUGAAGGAUAUGCAGGAACCAGUGUUUGCUGAGAGACUAGCUAAGUUGUUAAUGAUGAGCCGUGACCAGAGACUGAAUGUCAUGAAGCUCAACGAAUUGAAGAGGAACUUUGGGUUUCCUGAUGAUUAUUUACUCAGAAUUGUACCCAAGUAUGAUCAAGUUUUUCGAGUUGUUAAUCACACAGGGAGGCGGAGUUCAAUGGAGAUUGAACUCACGUCGUGGAACCCUGACUUAGCUGUCUCUUCUGUUGAAAGAGUAGCGGGGAAGGAGGGUCACGAGCCACGCUUUUCAUGCUCGUUGCCAGCAAGUUGGGUGAAAUCACGGGAAAGGUUUCAAGAAUUUAACUCCACACCUUACAUUUCACCUUACUUGGACCCUAAAGGUUUAGUGGAAGGAUCAAUGGAGAUGGAUAAGAGAACAGUGGGGCUAGUGCAUGAAUUACUGUCAUUAACCUUGUGGAAGAAAGCAUCAAUUGUCAAGUUAGGCCAUUUCAGAAGAGAGUUCUGUUUGCCUGAGAAACUAAACAUCCUGUUGCUCAAGCAUCCCGCCAUUUUCUAUGUUUCGAACAGGUACCAGAUAUACACCGUUCUCCUCAGAGAAGCGUACGAUGGAUCUGAGCUCGUUGACAAGGAUCCUCUUGUUGUUGUGAAGGAGAAAUUUGGAGAACUAAUGCAAGAGGGCCUGCAUGAGUACAACCGGCGACACCAUUUGCUAAAUUUAGAGAAGAAGAGGAAGAGGGGCAUUGUAGCAGUAGAACCAGGGAAAAGAGGGAACCAAAAUGGUGAAGUUUCAGAGCAGGAUGAUCAAGGUGGAGGAGAUCUUGGUGGCAUAUUUGACCCAGAAGAAAGGAAACGAUUCUAUAGAGUUAUCUUUGAUGACAGUGCCCCAUAAGCUUUAGUGCAGAAGAUCCUAUGCUCAAUGCUUUCAAUGGAUGUACCACAUGUUCAGUUCCCCAUUACAAGGUACUUUUUUGUUGAGUACUGUUACAAUAUAGUAUCUGUUCAUAACUAUAUCUGUUCAUAACUACUUUCUCAACCUAUUGAAAUACAAAGAGUCAUGACCUGGUACUUUGUAACCCAUGAAAAAUAAAAAUUUCAGGUUCAAUCAUUAACUUUUG